Messenger RNA from Ictalurus furcatus (blue catfish), 6239 nucleotides. Its product is annotated as glycerol kinase. Gene Ontology annotation, biological process: triglyceride metabolic process; glycerol metabolic process; glycerol-3-phosphate biosynthetic process. Gene Ontology annotation, cellular component: mitochondrion. The coding region runs from base 431 to 2161 and encodes 576 amino acids. Lineage: Eukaryota; Metazoa; Chordata; Actinopteri; Siluriformes; Ictaluridae. Gene Ontology annotation, molecular function: glycerol kinase activity. The transcript has 19 exons. The record is from RefSeq and is a predicted model, not a curated record.
UUGGACCCUCGUGAUGUGUCAGUUACACAGAGAAGAGUCAACACACCAGUGACGGGAAGUUCGGCUCUUUACAGUGAAUCAGAUCAUUUGUUUAAGCUCAUCUGAAAGAGUCGGUUCAAAGAGUCGGCUCGUUUGUGAAUGACACAUCGGUACGUGAAUACUGAUUCUUUUUUGGAUUUUAUAUCACAAAUCGGAUUUAAUCUGUGAAAUAAACAACAACAACACCACCAUUAACAGACUUCGUCUGUAAGCUCUCAGCCAGGAAACGUAGUGACUGUGUCUGUGAUCAUGUCCUUUAGCCUCUCCUCUCUCUUUCUCUCUCUCACUCACACACACAAACGCGCGGAUAUAUAAAUGCGAGACAGUAACUUCACACUUGUGCGCGCACACACACACACACACACACACACACAGUGUUUCGGGUGAUAGCAUGGCGGAUGAUCCGCUGGUUGGGGCAGUGGACCAGGGGACCAGCUCCACAAGGUUUCUGGUGUUCAAUGCUAAAACAGCUGAGCUUGUCAGUCAGCAUCAGGUGGAAAUUACACAGAGUUUCCCCAGAGAAGGAUGGGUGGAAGAAGACCCCAAGGAGAUCCUGCAGUCUGUGUACGAGUGCAUGGAGAGGACCAGUGAGAAACUCACUCAGCUCAAGAUUGACAUCACCAAUAUUAAAGCCAUUGGAGUGACCAAUCAGAGAGAGACGACGUUGGUGUGGGACAAAGAGACUGGAGAACCUCUCUACAAUGCCAUUGUGUGGCUGGACUUGAGGACUCAGUCUACUGUUGAGCAUCUCAUUGAGAAAACGCCUGGAAAGAACAAAAACCACUUAAAGGUGAUGAUGAGGUGUCUCGCACAUACACACACUCACAAGCAUACACAUGCACACACAUGCACACACACACACAGACACACACACAUACACACACAUACACACACUCACACAUGCACGCACGCACACGAGAAAAUGCCUGGAAAAAACAAAAACCACUUAAAGCAUAAGACAGGUCUGCCCAUCAGUACGUACUUCAGUGCGGUGAAGUUGCGCUGGUUGAUGGACAAUGUGGUGGAGGUGGACGAGGCUGUGCGCUCUCACCGCGCCAUGUUCGGAACUGUCGACUCCUGGCUUAUAUGGAGUUUAACUGGAGGGAAAAAUGGUGGCGUUCACUGCACAGACGUCACCAAUGCCAGCCGCACAAUGCUGUUCAACAUACACACUAUGGAGUGGGACCUGGAUCUGUGCAGGUACUUUGAUGUUCCUGUUGAAAUCCUCCCAGAGGUUAGAAGCUCUUCAGAAAUAUAUGGUUAUACGAGCUCAGGUUCACUGGUGGGCAUACCAAUUUCUGGAUGUCUGGGCGAUCAGUCAGCUGCUCUUGUGGGACAGAUGUGCUUUAGAGAUGGUCAGGCCAAAAACACAUAUGGAACUGGUUGCUUCAUGUUGAAAAAUACUGGACUCAAGCCUGUGAUGUCAGAACAUGGCCUCCUCACAACAGUUGCCUACAAAAUGGGAAAGGACAAACCUGCUUACUAUGCACUCGAGGGAUCUGUUGCAAUUGCUGGAGCAGUAGUGAGGUGGUUGAAGGACAAUCUGGGAAUCCUCAAAUCCUCUUCUGAAAUUGAAAAGUUGGCUGCUGCAGCUGGGACGUCAUAUGGCUGUUAUUUUGUUCCAGCAUUUUCUGGGCUUUACGCUCCCUACUGGGAACCCAGUGCUCGAGGGAUUAUCUGUGGCCUGACACAGUUCACAAACAGGAAUCACUUGGCUUUUGCAGCACUGGAAGCAGUGUGUUUUCAAACACGAGAGGUUUUGGAUGCGAUGACUCGAGACAGUGGCGCUUCACUUACUCAGUUACAGGUAGAUGGAGGAAUGACGGCUAACAAAUUACUAAUGCAACUACAGGCUGAUAUCCUCUGUAUCCCUGUUGUGAAACCUUCUAUGUCUGAGACCACUGCACUGGGGGCAGCAAUGGCUGCUGGAGCAGCUGAAGGGGUCAACGUGUGGAGCCUAAAUCCUGAGGACAUGACCUGUGUGGUGUUUGAGAAAUACCAACCUCAGAUUAAACCAGAAGAGAGUGAAUUCCGAUACGCCAGAUGGAAGAAAGCUGUCCAGAAAGCCAUGAACUGGGAGACUAUGGAUCCACUUUUUAACAAGAAUGGUUAUCAGAACUAGACAUAUGAAGCACUGCUGCUACCUGAAAACUCGUUAAUUCAGGCUGAAGAGAUUUGUGCAGUGCUGCUAUCCAUAACAAAGGAAGUGCAUUUUCUGGGUACAUUUUGGGUGCAUGAACCAGAGUCUGAUUGCACUGUGUGUCCAUUGUUUCUGAUCCAAGCAGUCCCAGCUUUCCUCUCAUUUAAAAUGUGUUUCAUUCCAAGCUGACAUCCUGUGGUCAGGCUGCUAAACUGCCCUGAGUGCAGAUUAUAUAACCCCAGUUCUGAAAAAGUUGGAACAUUAUGGAAAAUGCAAAAAAAAAAAAGAAAUCAUUUGAAUAUACAGUUCACCUUGUACUAUAUUGAAAACACAUAAUUAACACAUUAUUUGAUGUUUUAUUUUGUGAAUUUAAUGUAUUUUUGAAAAUAUACACUCAUUUCAAAUCUUAUGAUUGCAACACACUCCAAAAAAGUUGGGACAGAUAAUUGUUUACCACUGUGUAACAUCACCUUUUCCUUUUAAUAACACUUAAGCGUUUGUGCACUGAAGACACCAGUUGGUUAAGUUUAGCACACAGAAUUUUCACCCAUUCAUCCAUUAUGCAUUUCUUCAGCUGCGCAACUGUACAGGGCCUUCGUUGCCUUAUUUUGCGCUUCAUAAUGCGCCACACAUUCUCAUUCAGAGACAGGUCAGGACUGCACCAGGCCAUGCUAGCACCCGCACUCUCUGCUUACGCAACCAUGCACUUGUAAUCCGGGCAGAAUGUGGUUCGCUGUUGUCCUGCUCUGGAUGGCAGCAUAUGUUGCUCCAAAAUGUGUACAUACAGUGCAUCCGGAAAGUAUUCACAGCACUUCACUUUUUCCACAUUUUGUUAAGUUACAUGCUUAUUCCAAAAUGGAUUAAAUUCAUUAUUUUCCUCAAAAUUCUACAAACUAUACCCCAUAAUGACAACGUGAAAGAAGUUUGUUUGAAAUCUUUGCAAAUUUAUUAAAAAUAAAAAACAAAAAAGCACAUGUACAUAAGUAUUCACAGCCUUUGCUCAAUACUUUGUUGAAGCACCUUUGGCACCAAUUACAGCCUCAAGUAUUUUUGAUUAUGAUGCUACAAGCUUGGCACACCAGUUUUUCGGCAGUUUCUCCCAUUCUUCUUUGUAGGACCUCUCAAGCUCCAUCAGGUUGGAUGGGGAGCGUCGGUGCACAGCCAUUUUCAGAUCUCUCCAGUGAUGUUCAAUCGGGUUCAAGUCUGGGCUCUGGCUGGGCCACUCAAGGACAUUCACAGAGUUGUCCUGUAGCCACUCCUUUGUUAUCUUGGCUGUGUGCUUAGUGUCGUCGUCCUGUUGGAAGACGAACCUUUGCCCCAGUCCGAGGUCCAGAGCGCUCUGGAGCAGGUUUUCAUCAAGGAUGUCUCUGUACAUUGCUGCAUUCAUCUUUCCCUCGAUCCUGACAAGUCUCCCAGUUCCUGCCACUGAAAAACAUCCCCACAGCAUGAUGCUGUUACCACCAUGCUUCACUGUAGGGAUGGUAUUGGACAGGUGAUGAGUGGUGCCUGGUUUCCUCCAGACAUGACACCUGUCAUUCAGGCCAAAGAGUUCAAUCUUUGUUUCAUCAUGGUCUGAGAGUCCUUCAGGUGCCUUUUGGCAAACUCCAGGCGGGCUGUCAUGUGCAUUUUACUGAGGAGUGGCUUCCGUCUGGCCACUCUACCAUACAGGCCUGAUUGGUGGAGUUCUGCAGAGAUGGUUGUUCUUCUGGAGGUUCUCCUCUCUCCACAGAGACAUGCUGGAGCUCUGUCAGAGUGACCAUCGGGUUUUUGGUCACCUCCCUGACUAACGCCCUUCUCCCCCGAUCGCUCAGUUUGGCCGGGCGGCCAGCUCUAGGAAGAGUCCUGCUGGUUCCAAACUUCCUCCAUUUAUGGAUGAUGGAGGCCACUGUGCUCAUUGGGACCUUCAAUGCUGCAGAAAUGUUUCUGUACCCUUCCCCAGAUUUGUGCUUCAAUACAAUCCUGUCACAGAGGUCUCCAGACAAUUCCUUGGACUUCAUGGCUUGGUUUGUGCUCUGACAUGCCUUGUUAACUGUGGGACCUUAUAUAGACAGGUGUGUGCCUUUCCAAAUCAUGUCCAAUCAACUGAAUUUACCACAGGUGGACUCCAAUCAAGUUGUAGAAACAUCUCAAGGAUGAUCAGUGGAAACAGGAUGCACCUGAGCUCAAUUUUGAGUGUCAUGGCAAAGGCUGUGAAUACUUAUGUACAUGUGCUUUUUUUGUUUUUUAUUUUUAAUGAAAUUUGCAAAGAUUUCAAAGAAACAUCUUUCAUGUUGUCAUUAUGGGGUAUUGUUUGUAGAAUUUUGAGGAAAAUAAUUAAUUUAAUCCAUUUUGAAAUAAGGCUGUAGUAUAACAAAAUGUGGAAAAAGUGAAGCGCUGUGAAUACUUUCCGGAUGCACUGUAUCUGUUUGCAUUAAUGGUGUCCUCACAGAUGUGCACGUUACCCAAUGCCUGGGCACUGACACACCCCCAUACCAUGACAUACGCUGGCUUUUGGACCUGACGCUGAUAACAGCUUGGAUGGUCCUUUUCCUCUUUGGAACACGACGGCUGUUUUGUCCAAAAACUAUUUGACUCGUCGGUCCACAAAACAUGAUUCCACUGUGCUACCGUCCAUCUCAGAUGAGACCGAGCCCAGAGAAGUUGGCGGCGCUUCUUGACAGUGUUGAUGUAUGGCUUCUGCUUUGCAUAGUAAAGCCUUAACUUGCAUCUGUGGACACAGUGGUGAAUGGUGUUGACUGACAAAAGUUUACCAAAGUGUUCCCGAGCCCAUGUCAGGACAUCCAUUACAGACUCAUGAGGGUUUUUAAGACAGUGACGUCUGAGGGAUUGCAGAUCACGUGCAUUCAGAAGUGGUUUUCGGCCUUGCCCUUUACGCACCGAUAUUUGACCGGAUUCCUUGAAUCUUUUAAUUAUAUUGUGCACUGUAGGAGGUGAAAUGUCCAAAAUCCUACCGAUUUGCCUUUGGGGAAUGUUGUUCUCAAAGUGUUGGAUUAUUCACUGACGCAUCUGUUGGCAAGCCUCGACCCAUCCUUGCUCUUGAAGGACUAGGCCUUUUUUGGAGGCUCCUUAUAUACUAUGAUGAAAUGAUUUCCUCACCUGUGUUUUGGAAUGUGUUGCAUGUAUCAAUUUCAAAAUAAACAUUAUCUUCAAAAAAAAAAAAAACAACAACUAUGCAGUUGAUUAGGUAAAACAUCAAAUACUUUGUCUUUAUAAAUUUUUUGUUUAAAUACAAGUCAAAGUACAUUUACAAAUCACUCCUCUUUGUUUUUAGCAUUUUUUAUACUGUCCCAACUGUUUCAGAAUGUGGGUUGGAGUUACCUCAGCACACUUUUUGAAUGUUUAUUUGUCAAUAACAAGAAGCAGAAUAAAAGGAGAGUGACUGAUUGAUCCAGUAACCUACAGGAAGAAACUACUAUUUUUUGUCACCCUGUUUUUCUUUUCUUUUUUUAAAUAAAGCCACAAAAUUCAAUUGAGAAUUCCAACGAUUGUCUUAAAUUAACGAUUGUCAUUCCAUGCAAUGCCUGUAUACCAGUUUUGAAAUUCACAGUACACUAAUGAUACAAGAACUCUUUAAUUAGUGAAUUAUUUAACUAACGACCACUUUUAAAUUCAGUAAGUUCAACUUGAACAGACUGAUAGUAUUUCUGGAUGUGAAGUGUGAGUGGAUGUUGGAAUGAAUUUAAUGAAUGAGUUUAGUUUGAAGAGCUGUAGAACUUUGUUAUUAAUGUUAUUGUUUAUUAUUAAUGUGCUUACAUUGAUGCAAUUAAUAACUAUUUAUUGAUUUCAGUUGAUUUAUUUGUUAACUUGUUUGUGUAAGAAAAAAAUAAUCAGAACCAAUGGAACUGAGCAUUCUAAAAUUAUUUAUAAUUGGCUCCUAAUAGUUUUUAAUGUAAAGAUUAAAUCUCUGCUGGACUGACAUCCCAUACAAGGUGUAGUCCUCACACAUUCCUGGUGUUCCCAGGAUAAGCUCCAGCCCAGGAGAAAAGCAGUGCAAAGAUUAAGUGUUUUAUUGUUGAAUUUCAUCGUGAUGAUGUUUAAUAAAAGAUUAAAGUAAACAGUU